This is a messenger RNA of Paramecium pentaurelia, 1985 nucleotides long. The record is from the annotation of a GenBank genome assembly. NCBI's taxonomy places the organism in Eukaryota, Ciliophora, Oligohymenophorea, Peniculida, Parameciidae.
AUGUUUGAAUUAAAUCAAAAUGAUUUGCGGUCAUAUUAAGAGAAAUAUGAUAAGGUAGUAAAAGCAAAAUUGGUGUUAGAUUUUAAAUAAACUAAGAAUUUAUUAAUAGGGCAAUUUUCAAUUACAGAUGAUUAGGCUAAUUUAAUUUUAAAAAAAGUAUUCUUUGGCUAAAGCUCUGAUGUAUUAAAUAAGGAAGGAUUCUUUACAGCUUUGAGAUAUGUUUAAUGCUUGCAAAAUUAAGUGAACAUAGAAACCUGUAAUAUUAAUACAAUUAAAUUGCAAUUUCCUCUUAGAGUCAAUAGUAAAGUGAAUUUGAAAAAGUCAUUCUAAGUUAUUUCUCAUGAAGACCCGUUAGACAAGUCAAUGAUUGCUCUAUAGAAUUUAUAGAAUUUAAUAAAGGAUCCAGCAUCUCAAGAAAGAUAAAGAAGCUAAAUUCAUUAAGAAGCAAGGAAUAAAGAAACUAAAUAAAUAUAAAGAGAUGAAGGAAAUAUAGAAAUAUAAAACAAAAUUGUAGAUGAAAUUUAAUAAUUUGGCCAAAUAUUUUAACCUAAAAUAGAAACCAAUAUAAAUCAAAAUUUUAUAUUUGAACAAUAAAUUCUUAAAGUAAAUUUAGAAAGCAAUGCUUAAUUGAUGAAAAGUGAAGAACAUCUAAUUACUGAAUUUGGUGUUAUAGAUAUAGAUUAUAAUAAAAAUAGUAAAUAAUAGCAAAUUUCUAAUGUAGAUUCAAUCUAAUCUAAUUAGUUGUUGUAAGACAUUAAUUAGACGUAGAAGUAAGAAGUAAAUGUUAAACCUAAUGAUAUUAAAGAAAAUUUACCUGAUAUUAUUGAAAUUAAUGAAGAUGAUGAUUCAUAAUAUUUAAAUCAAGACUAAUCAAAAGAUAUCUAUGUAUGGAUUCCAAGUUAUUAAUCAUAUAAAGAGGGGCCCUUUUUAUAAACUUAUUAUACAUAUACAGUCUGUUCAGAAAUUUGUACUGACCCAUUUAAUAGAUAAUAUUCUAAAUUUUAAGUUUAGAGAAGAUAUACAGAUUUUAAGAUGCUCUAAUAAUAUUUUACUAAAUCUAAAUUGGGAGAUAUAAUUCCUAGCUUACCAGAAAAAGAAGGUGUCAUUGCUAGUUUAAAGAAUAUGGUUGUAGAAAAUUGUCAAUUCAUAUCUUAGAGGUAAGAACAAUUAUAAUUAUUUUUGUAAUCUUUAACAAAGUAUAAAGAUGAUUCCAUAUUAUUGUCAUUUUUAAGUAUUGAUAAGAAAUUUGAUUAAAUCUUAAAAGAAAUUAAGUUCUCAAAAGCAGACAAUUUAGAUGAAGAUACAUUUUUACCAGAUCCUGAUGAAUUCACUAGAAAAUAGAAAUUGAAGGAAAUUAUAAUAGGAAAAUCAUUAUUAGAUCUUAUUGAUUAUUUUAAAGGUGAAAAAGAAAUUGAAGCAAAAUUUUAAGAAGAAUAUCGAUAAGUUUAAAAUCAUUACAAAAAUUUAUAGAAUAAAAAAUAAGAACUAAGUAAAUUCAAAUAGUGUUUAAAUUAAUUUUAUGAUCCAAUUGAUAAAUUCUCAUCUAGUAAUUAAUUAUCAACAACAUAAAUUAUAUCUGAUGAAAAUAUACGUUAGGUCUAAGAUACAUAGAGAUUAUUUUAAGCUAAUUGUAAUUAUUUUAAUAUUUAUAUUUAGAUUUCAAACAUUAAAAUCUAAUUCUGAGUUAAAUUACACAAAUUGAAUUUUAAUUAAAUAGUUUGACAUAUAGUUAUGAAUAAAUAUAGAAACAAAUUUACAAAUGGUUUGCUGAAAAGAAAAGAUUAAGAGAGGAAAAAAUUUCAAAUAAGUAUGGAUUAUUAAUAUUAAUUUAUAGAUUAGAAAUACAAAAGAAUGAUUUAGAAGAAGGAAGAUUAUAAUUUGUUAUUUCUAAAACUAAUGAAACUUUAAUAAAAUUGGUUAAAUAAAUUAAUGAGGAUUUGAAAGGUUUAUUAAAAGAUUUUGUCGAGGAAUUAACUCAAAUAUGA